GCUCCAAUGUCAAUUUUGAUUUGAAACAGAGAGCUCUUCCCUGAUGGUCUAUGUUGGUGCUCGCGCCCGUACCUGUACUUCUCCGUGGAACGAAGAGAGUGUCGGGUCGAGUGCUCACAACCACAAUGCCAGCGACAGCUAAACUUUGGAAGGCUAAGAAAUACCUAAUGUGCAUUAGCAGCACCCGGAAAGUGGCUCUGGAUGUCUUGAUCCGCUACUAAUAAAUCCGGGGUACGUAAACUUCCCUAGCAGUAUCCAAUUUCUUAGCCCCAGUAAACUUUCCUGUUGGUGUGUCGGAUCUUUUUUUAUUCACCAGGUCCUGAUGACGAUCUUUCAACUUUCAACCGGAUCAUCUUUCAACUCCAGAAAAUCGAACGAUUUCUACUGCCAAUGUGAUCCCAAUUUUUAAUAUCACAUUUAUCAAUCAACAAUCCAAUCCCCAAAUUUCAAGCUCCCAGGACCAUUUUCCGACCGCUUCCAAGAUGCGUAAAGGGCCUCGUCCGCAGCAGCCUGAUGAUUCAGAAGCAUCGAGUACCAAAGAGAAAGGAAAUCCAAUAUCAACACCAGCUACGAACGGAAAAGGCAAGCGGGUGGCAAGCAGUGCAGUUAAUGCAAAUCUAUCGGGCCCAAAUAGCACACCCAAUGCGUCUAGUACUAUGGCAGGAGCUGUGGGAGGUAGCAAUACCGACGGGAACUCUAAAAUACAGUGGUCGGAGUUCGAAGCAUCUUUUUUGCACAGCUAUCGAUACGAAUACGGAUUAAACACACCUGCUGCCUUCAACAGUGCAUACAAUCAAACGGUUCUCUCUCAAUCGAGCAUCGGCCGCAUGUCACCAAGUAUGGUCCGUAAGAAUAAGAGGCAGAGCAAAGAACAAUUGGCCAACGCGGUACGCAAGCACUUCAACAGUCAGUCGGUCAACGAAAACGAAUGCGUGGCCAAGACCUUAUAUAAAGUUCGAUAUCAGGACAAGAAAUUUCGCAUGAGAUUCAUGCCACAGGCGCGGCCUAUGGAGCGGUCUCAGCCAGAACGAUCCGCCUAGCCAAAGUACAUACAACUGCUUGUGAGCAAAUUGGCUUCUAUUCAAUCGAUAUGCAGCGACUGCCAUCCUAAUUUAAUAAUACAAUGAACAUACGACGGAGGGGAAUGAAUUGCUGGUGUUAUAAGGACAAUAGGGUUAGACUUGUAUAAUACAUUGUACAAAGCACUUUACGAAGGGCCUUUUCAUUUAGGGAGUUGGGGAUUACGAGCUUUUCACUGUGGAGUUUAGUUAUUUCAAAAUAAUGACCGUUAUGACCAAUGGACAAUAGAAUGGAAUCAGUACUUUAAACUAAUCAAUCAUCUAUUAAUGGAUCAAUGGAGAGAUUUUGUUUUGCGUAUCAAAACUUUUGAUAACUUUCAGCCUUGUUGCGAUUUGUAAUAAAUUACUGGGGUCA
Molecule: messenger RNA, 1434 nt
Organism: Botrytis cinerea B05.10
Lineage: Eukaryota; Fungi; Ascomycota; Leotiomycetes; Helotiales; Sclerotiniaceae
Exons: 3
Coding region: 483-1040 (185 amino acids)
Biological process (GO): regulation of DNA-templated transcription
Cellular component (GO): histone deacetylase complex
Molecular function (GO): protein binding; transcription coregulator activity
Source: RefSeq, a predicted model, not a curated record